This is a messenger RNA of Triticum aestivum (bread wheat), 1218 nucleotides long. RefSeq names its product protein IN2-1. The coding region runs from base 246 to 998 and encodes 250 amino acids. NCBI's taxonomy places the organism in Eukaryota, Viridiplantae, Streptophyta, Magnoliopsida, Poales, Poaceae. The record is from RefSeq and is a predicted model, not a curated record. Gene Ontology annotation, biological process: protein glutathionylation. Gene Ontology annotation, molecular function: glutathione transferase activity. The transcript is spliced from 7 exons.
AUCUCCUCCCGGCGACGCAUAAAUACCCUACCCGGGAGGGGACGACUCGCUCACCAGUCACCAAACCAACGCAUCAGAUACUCAUUCAGACGACUCGAGCGACCACUGCCUCUUACUUGUCCCGUCCCUGCCACGUACUACGUACUCCUACAUCGCAAUGGCCGCAGCUGCAGCACCGGCCAGGUCCACGAAAGAAGUGCUCCCGCCUGCACUGGGCGCCGUCUCCGAGCCCCCUCCCCUCUUCGAUGGCACCACCAGACUGUACAUUUGCUACAUCUGCCCGUUUGCUCAGCGCGCCUGGGUUACCCGGAACUGCAAGGUACUUGCAGGCCGAUGCCAAGUCACAUCUUCCAUCCAUCACUGAACCUUGCGUGGAGAAGAAGAACAAACGGAAACCCUGUUCUUUUUUCGUGCGUCGUUCUGUGCAGGGCCUGCAGGAGGAGAUCAAGCUGGUCGCCAUCAAUCUGGAGGACAAGCCAGCAUGGUACAAGGAGAAGGUUUACCCACAGGGCACGGUGCCUUCCCUGGAGCACGACGGCAAGGUCACCGGAGAGAGCUUGGAUUUGAUCAAGUACAUCGACAGCAACUUCCACGGCCCGGCACUGCUUCCUCAAGAUCCCGCAAAGAGGCAGUUCGCCGAUGAGCUGAUUGCUUACGCUGACGCCUUUACCAAAGCACUCUACUCGCCCUUGAUCUCCCAAGUGGCCAUGUCAGACGAAGCUGUUGCUGCUCUAGACAAGAUCGAAGCUGCCUUGUCCAAGUUCAGCGACGGCCCGUUCUUCCUUGGCCAAUUUAGCUUGGUGGAUAUUGCCUACGUGACGAUCUUGGAGAGGGUUCAGAUAUACUACUCUCACUUGAGGAACUACGAGAUCGCCAAAGGCAGGCCCAACCUUGAGAGAUACACCGAGGAGAUGAACAUGAUCGAAGCGUAUAAGCAAACCCAAAAUGUCCCGCUGGCCUUGCUUGAUGCUGCCAAGAGGCAUCUCAAGAUUGCUUGAAGAAGUGGUAAUGUCGCCAAGAAUGACGGCGGCUGCCAGGGAACGGCGGCAUUUGAGUAGGCCAAGACUGAACUCUCGUCACUGGGAGCUGGGGCUUCUUUUGCCACCAUUGUCACAAUGAGUUGUAUGUGUUUUCUUCCCAAUAAAGACACCAUGGUUGUAACAUGUAAGGGCUAUGCUUUUUAUGAAACAAUAAUGUACUCCAUCUGUUCUAUGUGCA